Lottia gigantea (owl limpet) is the source of this 5331-nucleotide messenger RNA. RefSeq lists its product as hypothetical. The transcript is spliced from 12 exons. Gene Ontology annotation, biological process: spermatogenesis. The coding region runs from base 1 to 5331 and encodes 1776 amino acids. Gene Ontology annotation, molecular function: myosin light chain binding. Lineage: Eukaryota; Metazoa; Mollusca; Gastropoda; Lottiidae. The record is from RefSeq and is a predicted model, not a curated record.
AUGCCGAGAAGGGCUGUGAGAUGUCUCGUGGACUUAAAUCUAAAUGCGACAUAUUUUACAAGUUUAGAAGUUGAAGAUGUAUCAGAUUUGUUACAAGAUGAACUAGUUGUUAUUGAGUUACUUCAGUUAUCAGAAUAUUCUGAUGGAGCUGUUCAUCUUGCUACGUAUACUAACAACGUCCGAGACUUCCUAUACCCGUACGAAACUAAUAAAACAACCUUCGUAUCUCGUGAUAGAGAUAUCUUUCUAGAGAGAACUGUCGCUUUCCCUGGAAUUUCCCCUAAAUUAGAAUUUUCAUCUCGUGUGGCUUUAAAAGAAUCAUACUCAGAAGAACUGGAUGCUUUAGAAGAUGCUAUAGAUUAUCAUAAAUCAACAAUUAAAGAUAUUAGAAGAACUAAAAGACGACCGAGAUCUUUAUCUCCCAAGAGACGAAAUCGAAAUUCCAACAAAAUAACCUCAAGAACUGUAACGUGGAAAACACGCAGAAGAAAGGAUCCAGGACUAGCACCAGAAGGUUUAUCAGCCAGACAAAUAGUUGAUGAUUUCCAGGUGGAUUAUGAAAAUUAUCCGAGCUAUACUCCGAGGUCUAAAAAUGAGGGGAGAAGUUUUGACGAUUAUAAAAAAUUUACACGAGAGAGGGAUAGGACAAGAACUCUACAAGGGGAGGGAACUGGUGAUAUAGAUUAUACCAACUAUGAAACAUUCACUGAAAGACGUCGCGAAGGAAUGCGAGCGUAUCCCAUGGAUGAUAUGGAUAUUGAUGUAUAUCGAAAACGUCCCAUUAGACGCAAUGUUCGGCCGUCUGGUGGGCAAUAUCCCCUGGAUGAUAUGGAACUAGAAACAUUCAGAAAAACUCCUAGAGAAAGAGUUCGGUUUGGAGAUUAUCCUAUCAACGAUAUAAAUCCUGAUCCUUAUUCCAGACGUCCAUUUGAUAAUUACUACCCUGAAAGAGAAUAUUUAAAUGGAGAUCCUGGUAGAUCAUAUCCUUUAGAUUUACAACAAUAUGAACCCAAGUCUCGAAAUGAAAGAGGUCGAGCUCCCUUUUCAACUGACGACUAUCAAAGUGAUCCUUUCGACUCUGGAAACUUUUCUUUUGGUCGACGAGGACCGUCUGAUGAUGAGUAUGAUCCCUAUGAAGGUAGAAGAUACCCAUUUGAUGAUAUGGAUCUUGAUUUGAGAAGGAAACCGAGAUAUGAUCGAUACGACCCUACUGAUAAAAGAGACAACAGGCUACGACCUUCAGCAGAUGAUUUGGAUAAUCAUCUACGAGGAAGACCAGAACUUGCUGGAAGAAAAGUUUACCCAGCAGACGAUAUGGAUAUCUUUUUGGGAAGACUGCAUCCUGAUUUUGAUGAUGAUGAUGAUGAAAGCCUACAAGGAUAUACUGGACCUUUUGAAACAGAAUCUGACUCAGGACUCAGACCAAGAAUGAAAAAACGUGGUAAGAAGAAACUGACUCCGAAGUCAAAAUCCAAUCUGCAUACUCCUACCAUUAGAAGGAAAUCUGCAUCUCCAAGAAGAACUGCUUCCCCUAGACGACCUGCUUCUCCUCAGUUAAAAAGAUCCAAUGAUCCAGUAUCCAGAAGAGCAAGACCACCGUCUGCUCCCGUCUCCCAGAAUACACCCAGACGUGUCAUGCGCAAACCUGUCCAAAGAUCAGAUGAUUACCCAAAACGAUCCUUGGUUCAAAGACCAAUUUCACCAAGAGGUACCCCACGGCGCCAAAGACCUGCUUCUCCAGGGCGAGCACCAUUGUACCAAAGACCUGCAUCCCCCAGAGGUACCCCUAGACGUCAAAGACCAGCUUCCCCUGGACGUGCAACAUUGUAUCAAAGACCUGCAUCUCCAAGGGGUAUCCCAAGACGUCAAAGACCAGCUUCCCCUGGACGCGCACCUUUGUAUCAAAGACAGGCAUCUCCAAGUGGUACCCCAAGGCGUCAAAGACCAUCCUCCCCUAGGGGAGGCCCCAUGUAUCAAAGACCGGCAUCUCCCAGAGAACAACAACCAUUGUUCCCAAGAUCUACUUCACCAAAUCGUUCUUCCUUACUACAAAGACCCUCAUCUCCUGGACCCACAUUACGUCAAAGACCGCCUUCUCCAAUGGGUGGUUAUAUCUCAAGACCUCCCUCUCCUAGAAGAACAAUUCACAGACCUGAUUUAAUGCCAACUCAAAGACCAGGUUCACCUCCUAGGAUGACACCACGAGAUGGUUAUCCAGCUAUGCCCCGACAGCCUUACACUGGACCUGUCAGCUCUGGAAUGCACCAUCCCUCCUCUGCACCUCCGCCUUACCCCUCAAGAUUCCCAACUCGGUCAGCUUCUCCCCUUCGUAUGAAUCCUCGGAACAACAUGAAAGAUGUGAUCCAACCAGAAAACUACACCUCUCUACCUCCUAGACCAAAAGUUGUUAACCACAAGUUUCCCGGAGACAAGUUUUCACCUGGAUAUGGAAAACCUGUUGACCUGAAUUAUAAUUAUAGAUCUCCGUCACCCACCUUGUCUCAGAGGAUUGAAGAUAUUGAUCUGUACGCCCAUGCUGACAACAGACCUCCAUUUGUUGUACGAAAGUUGGACAGUGAUUUAAUAGGCCGACAGCCUGGUGGACUCCUCGCUGCUAACGCCAGAUCUAAACCUCAUAAAUGUAUCCGAGUCAACACGCAUAAAAAUAAAUUAGCAACAGUCUCGUUUGAUGGUUAUAAUGAUUUGAAUGCCUAUACUAAUAUAAAAAGAAAUUACGCUAAACCAAAGUUUUCAAGUACUAUAACAUCACCAGUACCAAGAUAUAAUGGUAGUAGACGAUAUCUUGACAGUGAUGAUAGUGAUUUAGAUGAUGAUUCAGAAGUAGCUGGCUACACCUCCAGAAUAAGACCAUCAAGAGCUCGAUCUGUUAGUCCAGGUCUCCGCCGACCUCGUAGUGUCAGUCCCCGCGCUCGACUCGGAGCUGGUCCCGGUUUAUCUAAGGUCCCAUUUGGUGAUCGUAGCUCCAGAAGGGACUAUUCCAGCCCUUCCCUUAGAGCAAGAAGUCCCUUCCGUAGCGGUUUAGAUGAUCCCCCUCUCUCUUAUUAUGGAAGAGACGUAAGUCCAAAACCCGACCGAGAUGACGUAAGCAAUCUUAAGAAACUGAGACCCAAGAAAGGUGUUAAAAAAAUUCCAAAAAAGAAAGUUAAUCCAAGAAUGGAUAAGGAAAAUAUUGGCAGGCCAAAAUCUUUAUUGAACCCAAAAUAUGACCCUUUGUUGGAUUUAGAUGAACCUGUCAGGGAUAUUGCCGAUGAUCAGAGUUCAGCUAGGACAGAUGAUAGCGAUGGAAAUCCUGGUCUUGGAAAUAGAGAUCCUUAUGGACAAGGUUCCAGAGGUUCCAGGGACAAGGUAGGUCCUCAUGGGUACCCCCGGGACAUUCAAGACCCUAAUACAAAAAGAGAUCGUUUGGGAACAUCCCCUAGGAGAGGUCAAGACCCUUAUGCUACAGCUGCAAGAGAUCCUUAUGCCAGAGAUGGAGCCAGUCUGGAUAGAGUCCCUAUUGCUGCAGAUCCUUAUUUGAGAGAUAUUGCUGAUCCCUACACCAAAGAUGGAGUGGACCCUUGUGGUGAACUAGCUGACCCUUAUGGACAGGAUCCUUACUCAGGGAAUAGAGCAGACCCUUAUACUGGGCUUGAACAAAGUCCUUAUGCUGGGCCAAGACAGAGCCCUUAUGCUGGGCCCAAACAAAUUCCUUAUGCUGGGCCAAGACAGAGCCCUUAUUCCAGAGAUGCACAAAUUCCUUACAAUGCAGAAACACCUGGCCUUGAAAGAGGUGGACUCGAUUCUUAUCUUUUCACAGGAAGUCUAACAGAUCCUUAUAGAAGAGAUGUAGACCCUUAUGCCAGAGGUCCUGACAGAAAUAAAGCUGGUCCUAUUGGAUUUGAGGCUGAUCCUUAUAGACAGCUAGGACCUCUUGGGGGCAAAACUGAUCCUUAUGCUAAAGAUCUUGGAUACCCCUUUACUAGUUAUCCUGCUGAUCCUUAUUCUGGUCCCAAUCCUAGAGAUCCUCUUUCUGAAGUCAACCCUAAUGUCAGAGGUUAUGCUGAUCCAUAUUCAAGAGAGAAUUUUCAGAAUCCAGAUUUGUCUGAUCCAAAUGCAAGAUACCAGCCAGAUAGUUAUGCCCCAUAUGGAUUUGGAGACAUACAUGAUCCAUCCACAAAACUGAGAUCAGAUCCAACAAUGAAUUCAUUUGAUCCCAAUAAAGUCAUGAAAUUUGAUAAGCCCUUAUAUGGAGGUGAUGGAUGUGAACCCAUGAGAAAUAGAUUUGAUCCAUAUCCAGCCGAGUAUGGACAGGAAGCCGGUAGAUCUCCAGUAGCAGGCAGUAGAUAUGAUCCAGUGAGAAAUGGAUCAGACCCAUAUCCUGUGCGAGACCCAGGGUUAACUGGAAGAUCCCUAGGGGCUGGGGUAAGGGAAGGUGACCCAGGAGUUAGGUUUGAUAAUCGUGGAAGUUUGAGACCAGAAGUCGAUUCUGCCCCACGUCAGGUUUCUAGUAGUGAUUCUGGUAGGUCAGGGAGUCCAGCACGAGGCUCAAAUAGGAAACUGACCCCGAGAAAAGGGCGAAAGGUUGCUUCAAUGCCUUUAAGUAGUGACUACACUAGGUCUGGUAGUCAAACACGAGGCUCCAGUAAAAGAGCAAGUCGAAAGUCUCCCCUAUCUGGUACCAAAGAAAUUGGAAUCUCUGGCACAAUGACGACAAAUGCAGACAGACCAAAGUUCACAGAUUUUAGACUGUAUCAUGACGAGGAACCAGUAAGGGACGUUCAGUCAGUAGAUCGAGUGUCAAGGAAGGAUCAGUUUGAACAAGAUAAAUUGAGGUCAGUUGAUAAGGAAGAAAGGAAUGUGAGGUUUGAAAGUUCAGGUUUGCAGGAAGAUCCUGGUGUUGUAGAUCCUACUGGUGAUGAUGAGCUAGAUACUUGUCAUGUUUCACAGUCAGUUAAACACUACUCUCAAUCCGGCUAUCCUGAUGAUGAUGAAGCUUCAAAUGUAGCUCAUGAUGGUUUCACCAAACAAAAAUCAGUUUAUUCUUACUCUAAAAAUACCAAACGAGAGGAAAUGACUUAUCCAUCAAGCCAAGAUGCCUCCACGCUUGGAGAAGGUUCAGAAUGGUCGAAGAGAAGAAGUGAUCGAUUUUCUCCGAGAACAUGUAGGGCUGAUGCUUAUUAUGAUCAAGUAUUAUUGGAUGGUUCCGGCAAGGCUCCACUACCAAGUCGACCUAUUAGUCCAGUUUUAAAUAAAGGGAGAUUCAGAGACAGAUUUUCCGAAUCACCGUUUUUCAGCACUUCCAGCAAACUAUCAGAGCGAGUAAGGACCUGA